UGACGUAAGGGAGCACUGCGAAAAGGCGAAGUAUUCGCAAUUUCGUGAAUUAACUCCAUUACCUAUAAUUAACAGCUGUAUAACCAAUAAAGUUGGUUGACAGAAUCUCAACAAAAUCGUUACACAAUGGCAGCAACCUCACAUUGCGGCGCAUUCUAUGAAACUGAAGUUGUUUAGUCACGGGGCGCGUGGGAUUGGUUACGGUUUGGUGAAGUACUCGAAAUACUUGAAGAUGUCGUUUACGGAGUCUCCGGCCAAAGCGGCGUUGUGCUGCGAGGAGUCGGCGGACGGGGCUCCGCCGUCGUACGCGAUGUACGAGGCGCUGAAGGACUCUUGCCAGAACAAUGCGGCGUUUUUCCAGCCAGACGACAGUGAGAACGGCCAGCGGUUGUACCAGGGGUUCAUGACGCUCAUAGAUCACAUAGACACUGUUUGGCCGCUGGUGGAUCAUGUGCGCAAGGUAGCGCCGCAGUACGAUUUCGACGCGGCAUCCCCAGGCAACGGCUACAGAAGUUUCGUCUCCGUAGUGGACUCCUGCGUAUUGCACGGCUUGAAGCUGAGUCGGCAAGUUUGCACAGGCAGGGACGCCUUGCUGUUCCGGAAAGGGUAUUUCGUGAGGGAAAUAGAAUCAUGCGGACAACUACUCGCUUCGCUCGGCACGUGCCUGCACCACGUGCACACGCUGUUGUCGUGGGCGCCGCCCGGGGACCUGUUCCCGUCCGAGGCGCGCUCGCCCGAAGAGUUGUUCUCGCAAGCGGACACCAUCAACCAGUACUGCUUCUACGGAAGGUGUCUGGGGUUCCAGUUCCUACCGUCAAUGCGCGGCAUCCUAAAAGGCAUAUCGAUCUGCAUGGCGGGCUUCUCUGAGGCGUAUUAUAGCCACGGCAACCUGAUCAGCUCGGUGUGGACGGGCGGGCAGUACCUGAUCGACCCGGAGAUGCGCGCGCGCCGGAUAGUCAACAUAUCGCAGUCGGCCAGCGUCGAAUUCUGCAAGGCCUUCUGGUUCCUGGCUGAGAGCGAAAUAAUGAAACGCGUGCCCAGCCUAAUGUCCUCAACAGUAGCCGUCAACAAAGUGAUCACCAUACCGCCUGAACCGGUAACGGUGACAACAACAGAAGGGAAGGAGCUGACCGUCCUACCGCCCACCGUGCAUCUAGGUCUGCAGAGCCUUAACGUUAGGCUUAUUAGUGUUAAUAAGAGAAUUGGUAUGAACGGCGAAGCCAGCUCAUCUCUCCCAGCCGCCGAAGGCGUUCUCUUCCACUGCCACGGCGGCGGCUUCGUGGCCCAGAGCUCCAAGUCCCACGAAAUGUACCUCAGGGAAUGGGCGGCCAAGCUGAACGUGCCUAUAUUGUCUGUGGACUAUAGUUUAGCACCUCAAGCCCCGUUCCCUAGGGCGUUGGAGGAGGUUUACUACGCUUACUGUUGGAUGCUGAAUAAUUUUAGCACUAUUGGUACUACUGGUAAAAGAAUAGUCUUCGCCGGCGAUUCAGCAGGCGCGAACCUCCUAGCAAGCUGCACGCUCAAGAUUCUAUCCAGUGGUCUGAGAAGUCCGGAAGGACUGUUCCUGGCGUACGCUCCAUUAUUAGUGAGCUUCACACCGAGUCCCGCGCGACUGUUGUGUCUGAUGGACCCACUACUGCCUUUUGGGUUCAUGAUGAGGUGCCUUAAAGCGUACGCGUGUCCAAAUCCCAGCAGUGGCAAUACGGGUUGCAACCACAAAAACUGCAACUGUACAAAACCUGGUCACACAACCUCUAACGCCACCACGCCUCUAGACAGCAACGGUUUUCUUAAAGUCAGCCCUUCACAAGAAGGAAUAAGCGAAGGUCCAUCAUCAUUCGAGGAGGUGUCACCGUCGGACCUGGCGGAGCUUCAGGCGCAUAAGUCUGGCAGCGAGCGGCGGCAGUCUUCCGACACCACCAUUAGCGCCGCCUCGUUACAAAGCGAGCACACCGCUACUGGUUUCUCGCCGCCCGAAGACAAGUCGCAACAAGUUGUGUCGGACUUUUUAGAGCGCUACGUGUUGGAUAGCGACACGGACUCCGAGGGCCGCCGCAUACCCGUCAUCAAGCCCAACGUUGGCCAGGAAGAGAACAGUCAUAGAGAAGCCGAAUCGGAAAACUCUAGCACACUGGUUGGUGAACUGCCACAGGAAGACCAAGACCGGGAGAACAAGAAAAGGAUAAAGACGCGGAUCAGCGAAGCUGCAACGGGUAUAAUGGGUGCCAUGUCGUCUCGGCUAGCGUACAUCACAGGCUCUAACAACAUCUCCAGGACAACACAGGAAGAGUUAGCAGUGCGUUCGAACCUAGACGCCCUAAUCGCCCGCAGUCCUUCCGACGAGUUCAUAUUCUCUGUGCCUCGUGACCCUCUCCUGUCUCCGUACUGGGCCGACGACAAGUUGCUCAGCAGGUUCCCGCCCUGCAGGAUAUUGACGGUGCAUUUGGACCCGUGUCUGGACGACUGUGUGAUGUUCGCCAAGAAGCUGAAGCGGCUCGGCAACGUGGUCGGCAUCGACGUGCUCGAGGGGUUGCCACAUGGCUUCCUUAACUUUGCUUUAAUGGCCAAAGAAGCGAACGAGGGUUCCAAGCUCUGCGUGGAACGGAUAAAGCAACUGUUAGACGUGGAGAGCGCGCCGCCCGACCGCCGCUGAUGACGCUGCUGCGGCACCUGCCUCGACACGGUGUAGUGCCAGCUUAAAACAUCAUUUACUACAAGUAGAUGGAUUUAAAGACGAGAUUACCACACAUUGGUGCUCGCAUACUAAUUUAAUUGAAAGACGCGAGCGCUUAUUUAAAGUUGCGUCCACUUUUUACGAGCUGUUUCCGGUUUGUAACUUGUACUCUAUAUAGGUAAAAUUGAGUCCUGUACUCGUGUAAAUAAAUAAAUAAAUGUCGGAUGCAAUGCAAUCGAAUGUUUAAAAAACUAAAUGCCGAAAUAUCAUGACAUAGAUAUUUCAGUGCUAUUUUGAAAAGUACUAAAAAAGCGCUGGUGGCCUAGCGGUAAGAGCGUGCGACUUUCAAUCCGGAGGUCGCGGAUACAAACCCUGGCUCGUACCAGUUUUUCGGAACUUAUGUACGAAAUAUCAUUUGAUAUUUACCAGUUGUUUAUCGGUGUAGGAAAACACCGUGAGGAAACCGGACUAAUCCCAAUAAAGCCUAGUUUCCCCUCUGGGUUGGAAGGUCAGGUGGCAGUCGCUUUCGUAAAAACGUGUCUACGUCAAUUCUUGGGAUUAGUUGUCAAGCGGACCCCAGCCCAGGCUCCCAUGAGACGUCGGAAAUGUCGGGAUAACGCGAGGAAGAAGUAUUUUGGAAAGUACUGGUGCUUUAGCCUUGUCAUAGACAAGGAUAUAAAGAGACGUGCAAAGUAGAGCAAUACAUUGUAAGCCUAGUUUUGGCGGCUGAACUGUAUGGCGCUGCAUAUCAUCGUGUAUUUUGCGGUAUACGUUUGACAAUGAAGUAAGUAAUAGCAAAAGCGAAAUUACUUUACUUGGUACAUCUUAUUCCUUUGCCUAUGGCGUUGCAGAAUGGCAUACUCGGAAUUGUUAUUAUUGAUCAAUUUGUAAAUUGAAUGGUCGUGUUCCGAACAGAUGUAGUACUAAUAUUUACACUUGUUUUAUUAAAUAAUGCGUAAAAAAAGGAAUUAUAGUCGAAACUGUACCUUCUUAUCUUACGUAUUUAUAAUAAGGUUUACGAUUGGUAAACUUACUGUGUUGAAUAAAUGGUACUUUGAGCGACAUGUAAAUUAAAUCGUGCCUGUUGGAUGUAUUUCUAUAAAUUAUAUAAAUUGCACAUCAAAAUCAUGCCAAAUGACCCUUACUUUUGAACCUUUUUAUCGACGUCAGUUAAAUUUUUUGUCAGUCGCCCAUCGAAACUAUAUUGUUUGUAAAUAUAUUGUUGUUAAAACACUCGCUUAACCCUUUGUAAAGCAAAAUUGAACCCUAUCACUUUGAAAUAAAGUUCAAAAUCAGGUGGGAAAUAUAUUCCCUCUGCCUUAUAAAGGCUUAAAGUUUGUUUAUUGCAUUUCCACACAUUCAAAGUGCUUUAAAAUAUGUGUAAAAUAAUUAAAUCACAACUAAUUGUAAGUAUUCGUCUAUAACUGUUGGGUGAAUUUGUAAAUAUCAAUUGUAAAAUACUUUUUAUCAAACCCUGCACAGUAUUAAGGCUCAUUUAGACAGUGCAAGAACAUUGUGGUAUUUAAUCGAACGGUUAAAUAGAUUGUCCCCACGAAUUUAAAUAGAAAUUUUACGCUUAUCACCGAGCAAGCCAGGUUAUAGUAAACUAGAGAAAACAGUCCGACUGUGGCUCAGGAUGGAAUUCCAUCUGUCCAAUAUCUUAUUGUAUUUGCGUCUCACAUUUUGCUUAAUGACAGAGUGAGACGCAAUGCAAAUUGGACAGAUGCAAUACCACCCUCACUCGCACUAGUUACAACAAGGGCCUGACACUCUUUGAUAGAGAAAGUCUUAUUGCGAUUCCUAUAAGAGGAAAGAGAAAAUAGUGCCAUGCUUUGUCUUUAUCGCCGACCGGGCAUUUUUUCAUGGUCGGGUUAUAGCAUCAAAACAAGGUGGCGAUGGCGAAAUACCGAAAUUUAUAAGAGUGAAAGAGAAAAAGGAUUAUGCUGCCAUAUAUGAAACUGUCAAUACAUGAAUAUGUCUUUAACUACUUUAACUCUUUAACUACUAUGUCUAUGAUUUAAGGUUAUGUUGGCAUUAUUGUCUAAUGACGUUACACUUUUUGGCCGUAGGUAUUUCGGAAUGCAAACAUAACUCGCAUGCAAGUUCUCGCAUUGGCUAUCGGAGCCUUUAAGCGAGGUUUAGACUAGCAAGAAUUUGCAUGCAAUUUACGUAACAUUGCUGACUACUAAGGUAAACUGCAUUCAAAAGUUUGAUCAGAUACCGCAAUGUAAUGAAAAUUGCAUGCAAGUUCUUGCUAGUCUAAACCUCGCUUUAGAUUUAACUAAGCAGUGAUUUUAAACGCCUUAAGGAUUUGGCAACUCUUUUACAAUGAAUAUUCUAAUCUGUUUUCUUUUAAUAUUUUGUCAAAUGUAAUAUUUAAGUCUCCGGUACUGUGUUAGAAGAUACAUGUAAUGUCGUGAUGUUAUUAACCUUUUCACUGCACAUGAUGCGAUAUAGCGUCAAUGCGCUAUGCCGGGUCUUCUCCAUAUGCGGUUUUGUAACGGGUUAUCUUCAAAUAUGUAGGAUUUCUCAAGGGACUAUAUCUAUAAUGUAGUUUCAUUGUUUUCCGAAAUGCCGAAUCAUAUUCGAAUACUUUAACCUUUCAAGCCCUAUGGCGUAGCGACCCGAAUCAUUGUGCAUUGCAGUGAAAAAUGUUUUUAAAACUUAUCGUCUGAAGUUUUAUUGGAUUGUUACAAUAUUUUGUAAGUGUAUGUACCUUUUCGUUUCUAUGGAUUCUGGAUUUGAAUAUGUAUGUGUAGUUGGUAAAGUAAACGUAAACCUUGAAAUGCUCAAUAUUUUUGAUAGUUUUCUCGAACAAAAUUAAGAUGAAACAAACAAUUUCAAUGAUGAAACUGAUGUAAGAAAUAUAACUGAACAAAUAUGGUGCUUAUACUGUUUAACCCUUUAAUGCAUAUAUUUGUCCUAAAGAUAUGUUUAAAGCUUGCCAAAUGCA
Molecule: messenger RNA, 5627 nt
Organism: Cydia strobilella
Lineage: Eukaryota; Metazoa; Arthropoda; Insecta; Lepidoptera; Tortricidae
Gene: Hsl
Product: hormone-sensitive lipase
Exons: 16
Coding region: 158-2653 (831 amino acids)
Biological process (GO): cholesterol metabolic process; triglyceride catabolic process
Cellular component (GO): cytosol
Molecular function (GO): triacylglycerol lipase activity; sterol ester esterase activity
Source: RefSeq, a predicted model, not a curated record